Messenger RNA from Nematolebias whitei (Rio pearlfish), 1145 nucleotides. RefSeq names its product distal-less homeobox 1a (gene dlx1a). Bases 142 to 891 code for a protein of 249 amino acids. The transcript has 3 exons. Gene Ontology annotation, molecular function: RNA polymerase II cis-regulatory region sequence-specific DNA binding; DNA-binding transcription factor activity, RNA polymerase II-specific. Gene Ontology annotation, biological process: embryo development; cell differentiation; negative regulation of transcription by RNA polymerase II. The record is from RefSeq and is a predicted model, not a curated record. Lineage: Eukaryota; Metazoa; Chordata; Actinopteri; Cyprinodontiformes; Rivulidae.
GGGACUUUUUCACGGGCACAAACUGCAUUUUCUUAUGAAUGGAAAGAGAAAAAAUGCGCUCGGCUUAAAUUGGGAUCCAUCCUUCACUGAGAUCAUUGGAGGGAAACAACAAAAGCGAGACGAGGGGAUCUGCCAGAAGAGAUGACAAUGACUACGAUUCCAGAAAGUCUUAAUAGCCCUGCCUCAGGAAAAGCCGUUUUCAUGGAGUUUGGACCCCCGAGUCAACAAAUGUCGCCUUCCUCCAUGUCUCACGGACACUACCCCAUGCACUGUUUACAUUCUGCAGGUCACACACAGCAUGACAGCUACAGUCCGGCCUCGUCCUUCCCCAGAUCUUUGGGUUAUCCAUACGGCAGCCACCCCACCAGUCCAUAUCUCAGCACAGUACAGACUUACCAAAACAGCUCGGGGCUCACGCAGACACGACUGGAGGACGCAGCGCCAGAAACGGAGAAAAACACGGUGGUGGAAGGCGGGGAGGUGCGAUUCAACGGCAAGGGGAAAAAGAUUAGAAAACCAAGGACUAUAUAUUCCAGUUUACAGCUCCAGGCUUUGAACAGGAGGUUUCAACAGACUCAGUAUUUGGCGUUACCGGAGAGAGCGGAGCUCGCAGCGUCGCUGGGUCUCACUCAGACACAGGUGAAAAUCUGGUUUCAGAAUAAACGCUCCAAAUUCAAGAAGCUGAUGAAGCAGGGCGGCAGCACGAUUGACACCAACGUUUUAGCCACGGGCCGUGGACUUUCGAGCGGCUCCCCCUCCGUUGCGCCCGUAUGGACCUCGCCGACCACCGUGAAGGCUUCUGUGGGCACCACGGGCUCUUAUAUCCCCAGCUACACCUCGUGGUACCCAAGCACGCACCAAGAGUCUAUGCAACAGUCGCAGCUCAUGUGAAGAGAGACCGGAGUGUCGGGAUGGUGACGGGCCGGCUCAGCAUUGAUGAUGCUCGACAAUAAAAACCGGAGACUGUUGCUGCCGCAUCCCUGCGCGCUCACACACGGAGGCCUCCUCAGACCGGGUGACGGCAGGCGGAGGAGAAGCAGGGGGAGAAGAAUGAGAAUGAGGGAGAUGAGGGGGUGAAACGGCGCACAAUGCAUCCAGGGCAGCAAGUCCAGCGGAAACCAUAAAGGCAAAAAAAAAAAAAAAAA